AUGAACCAGUCUCAGUCGACGCUGACCAUGUUGCUACGCGUGGGUCUCAAGCGCAGGGCGUCUUCCGAUAACUCGGUCAUCGCGCCUGCGCCAGACCAGCGCGCACAAAACAUAAGGGCGAGCAACAGCACCGGCCAUCUUGUAGAGUCUAACCGCAUACCCAGCAACGGCGGAAACAUGACUGCAGGCGGUAUCUACUCGCGCCCCUCGCAGCACCCAGAGCUGCUCUUGACCAUCAAGUUCGAGCUGGAUGAGCUCAUCGACGCCGUGGGUGCCAACCGUCAGUCUCCGCCUGCCAGUCAUCAGGCGCGCAACGGCAACGACAACCCAGAGGCGCCGCAUUUCGGCUUGCCUGUGCAAAGGCAUCUUGCCAUCUUACUUUUUUCGAGCGGGGCAUCGAUAUCCUCCCAUCCGAGCAGACUCGCAUCUGUCCCCCUGGGUCAUGCGUCGUUCUCGGAGUCUAGAGACUCCGAGGACAGGUCUGCAUAUGGCAGCAGCGCUGCCAUUGAUCGCCAAGGUGCAGCUGGGGGAUGGUGCGCAUUGGGCAAGCUGGACCUCGACAAGGGCGCCGUCGAGCGCGUCGUUGGCCUGCUCGAUCGCAGGUACGCUAACGAGGCGGUCGCUGCCUCCACCGCUGCUGCUGCUGGCGCACAUCAGCAUGUGCACUCGCACCCCAGCGGCAGUCGCCGACGCAGCAGAUGCAGCGCCUCCCUUCUGCGCCGCAAACCCCAUCGGCGGCGGCUAUGA
Messenger RNA from Tilletiaria anomala UBC 951, 747 nucleotides. RefSeq lists its product as uncharacterized. Lineage: Eukaryota; Fungi; Basidiomycota; Exobasidiomycetes; Georgefischeriales; Tilletiariaceae. The transcript has a single exon. The record is from RefSeq and is a predicted model, not a curated record. The coding region runs from base 1 to 747 and encodes 248 amino acids.